Funneliformis geosporum is the source of this 1145-nucleotide messenger RNA. NCBI's taxonomy places the organism in Eukaryota, Fungi, Glomeromycota, Glomeromycetes, Glomerales, Glomeraceae. The record is from the annotation of a GenBank genome assembly.
AUGUCACAUAUUGUUAAACGCCAACGUACCGAAGAAGACGAAGGAGGAGAAUCAAGAAUCAAAUCAGAAACAAAUGGCAUAGGUUUUAAAAUACCAGCUGCUUUAGAAUAUAGUAUAUUUGGAAUACAGCCGGUUAACGAUCUUGUUAAAGUUGUCAGUGACUUUUUAUAUUAUCAUGUUGGGAGGGAACACAUUGAAAUCGAAGCCAAGUUGGGAGUUUUAGUAGAUAAACAAACACGUGAACGAAUAAAAUUGCCGGUAAAAUGCGAGACAGUGAUAAAUCCUGAAGAAAGCAGUUGGAUAUUUGAGAGUAACAUGACUCUCGAACAACAUCGACAUUUCAAUGAGCUACUUAAUAAGCGUUUCAUCGAAACAAAACAACCAUCGUUCAAAGGACAACCUAUUGAAUACAAACACACAUAUGAAACCGAUAGAUUUUAUUUCGUAGGAAAUGGAAAAAUUAGAGUAACAAGUAAUCAAAAGACCGGAGAGAUCAUCAAAGGUGGCAUCGUCGAAAAAAUUCGUGUCGCAAAUUUGGAUAUUUACUCACCAAAUACAAAAUUAGAUUAUCGUAUUUCUGUAAAUUUAGAAAAGCCGAAGGAAAAGCCGAACGGGCCACAUAGUUUUGAGAGGAAUAAGGAUAGGGUGAGCUACACUCAUCAAAUUAUUAAGGCUGGAGUAAGAGGCUCGCAAGAACUGACUCAUGAGUUAGAAGUGGAAUUCAUGGAUCCAAGUAUCCUAUAUGAGGAAAGACUCAAGAUUGAAAAGGCGCGGGAAAACCGUUAUUUUGAGAUUGUUGAACAUUUUCUCAACAAUAUCAAAAUUUUAGCUAAAAAGCUUCUUAGAUUUAAUUGCAAAAAAAUACCUUCAAGUCUUUAUAUUGCAAGGCAAUUAGGGAAAAAUGAAUAUUUUGCUCGACAACUUCAGAGUUGGGCUCAUAUAUUAGCAAAAGGAGAGGAAAUUCCGAAUUCUAUGCGUGAAAAACAUAUUAAAGUACAUAGUUUACUUGAAGAUGAGGAUAUACAUAAUGAAAUUAUUAUUUAUUUACGUGUAAAUAAGUUUGAAUUUUACUUAUCAGAUUUUGUUAAUUACAUUUUAGAUGUUAUUUUUCCAAAGUUAGGUGUUAAUUAUACAACACGAAUUGG